Messenger RNA from Ostertagia ostertagi, 2916 nucleotides. The record is from the annotation of a GenBank genome assembly. NCBI's taxonomy places the organism in Eukaryota, Metazoa, Nematoda, Chromadorea, Rhabditida, Trichostrongylidae.
AUGGCGUUGAACUACAUUGUUUCUGCGAAGAAGGCGUCAGUUGUCACAGAUGCUGUCGUGGGCAACUUCACUGGCGAUGACGAUAUGAACUUGAUCCUCGCGAAAGUGAACCGGUUAGAAAUUGUGAAGGUCGCGUCAGAUGGAUUGAAGGGGUGGUCCAAGAAGUUCCUGUUUUCGGCAGAAUCGAAACAAUCAGGCUGUUCCGGCCCAAAAACGAGCGUUUGCGAUCGAGAGGGCCGAAAGAGAGGCUCGGGCGUGUUUGGUCAGAGGCCAAGUGACUACGGCCCGAUCGCUUGUGUGAAUAAAUCUGGCCUGAUUGCUUUGCGUAUCUAUGACGGAACGCUGAAAAUUAUACAAUGGGAAGAUAACAAAGACUUGAAGUCAUUCAAUGUUCGAUUUGAAGAUCUUGCUAUUGUGGACUUGAGCUUCACAGAAACAUCAAGUGACUCCAUUAGGCUCGCCUAUAUUUCUCAGGACUCCAAUGGUAGGCACUUGAAGACCGUUGAACUUUCCAUGGUGGAGAAGGAACUAAAAACGAUUUCAAAGCAAGAUAACAUCGAAACAGAAGCCAGGAUGGUUAUACCUGUGCCGUUGCCAUGUGGAGGUGUGAUUGUCGUCGGUCAAGAAACUAUAUUGUACAAUGGAUUUCUGUUGGCUGAUGAUCACGGUAUUUUGUAUAUGCUCGUUCUGGAUGUGGAUACCAAAAGUCCUAAUCCCAGCGUUAAGGAUUUGAAGAUCGAAUCACUUGGAGAAACUACGAUUGCGGAGUGUUUAGUCUACUUGGAUAAUGGUGUUUUGUUUAUCGGUUCACGCUUUGGUGAUUCCCAGUUGGUUCGUCUCACUUCACAGCCGAAUCCGGAGAAUAACUCAUUUGUGCAGAUUUUGCAAACUUUCACCAACCUCGCUCCGAUCAGAGAUAUAGCAGUCAUGGAGUGUGAUGGACAGAAUCAAAUCAUUACUUGUUCCGGAGCAUUUAAACUAAUAGGAGGGCUCUCUCGUAUCAUUCGGAAUGGCAUAGGUAUUGACGAAGCUGCUUCGGUAGACAUCCCAGGUGUCAAGGGUAUUUUCACUUUGAAGAUUGAUUCCAAGCUUGACAAUUAUCUCAUCAUUUCACUAAGCUCGGAAACUCACAUAUUGGCGAUGAAUGGAGAAGAAUUGGAGGAUACCCAGUUUUACUUGAUCUGGAAACAGACGAGCAUACUUUGUGGGCUGGGAUGCUCGGACUGUCACAGAUUGUUUUACAAAGUGAAAGAUUCAUUUCAGGUAACGUCUACCACCGUUUUACUAGCAAGAGAAGGGGCUAAAAAGGUUACUUGGAAACCAUCGCACAGUACUCUGAUCAACUUGGUGUCCGUAAAUCAAGGAAGCGGGCAGCUAGUAGUGGCCUGUGGCACACGCGUUUACUACCUUCAAUGUGGUGAUAUGACGAUCACCGAAGUUGCGAAUGUGACACUCCAAGAUGAGGUGGCAUGCAUAGAUAUUGGCACUAUAGAAGAGUCGCAAGAUUCUACGAUAAUCGCAGUAGGCUUCUGGAAGCAUCAUAGAAUUGCUCUGUAUUCUUUGCCGGCCUUGCUUGAGGUGACUUGCGAAAAUAUGCCUGGCGAUAUGUUACCACGUUCCAUAAUGAUGACGAAGCUCGAGAAUACGAUUUAUCUGAUGGUAGCAUUGGGAGAUGGAACACUGUACUACUACCGUGUUGAUCGCGAAAACGGUGCUUUGCUGGAAAUGAAAAAAGCAACAGUUGGAACACAGCCGCCAAGUUUGAAUCGUUUUUAUACUCGUGGUCAAAUGCAUGUGUUCGUCUGCAGUGACCGCCCGGCCCGUGAUCUCUCGUCUAAUGGGAAAUUGGUGUUUUCAAAUGUGAAUCUUCGUAUAGUUACACACGUUUGCGCUCUGAACUCGUCAUCUUACAGGAAUAGCCUUGUGAUGUCGGAUGGAGAGACCAUCGUAAUUGGAACCGUAAUAACUUCGUAUUGCAUAUAUUCGCACAGUAGCUUUAGGAGAAUCUGUGCGGCGAGUUGUUCAUCAGCCGGAGACAUCCACCAUGGCGAUCCUCAACUACACGUGGACCUUCUCCUUCAGGACUCCGAUCGAUAUUCCGUAUCGAAAAUGGCAACAGCAAAGUCAGCUAGUAAAACGACUUCUGGUCAACGGCCUUCGAUCUCCAUUGAUGCAACUGAUGGCGAUGCGCAUUCCAUUGUGACGCUUGACGAUAACACUUUCGAAUAUUUGCAUUGUCAUGAACUUGGAGCAUGUGAACAAGCUUUAAGUGUGAUUUCGACGAAACUCGGCGAUGAUCCAACGACGUAUUAUAUCGUCGGCACAGCCCUCGUCUAUAGUGAUGAAACGGAGUCGAAGAAUGGUCGUCUUCUAGUCUUCGAAUCUGGGAAGGGUUCAGAGCGAACUCAUUUGCGAUUAGUGCAUGAGAAAGAAAUACGAGGUGCACCGUUCGAUAUGGAUGUGCUCAACGGCAAACUUAUUGUGGCGAUCAACAGCUCUGUGCGGCUAUUUGAAUGGACUGCAGAGAAAGAGCUACGGUUGGAGUGCUCUCAUUUCAAUUAUAUCACCGCUCUCUUCAUCAAAGUUAAGGGUGAUCAAGUUUUGGUGGGAGAUCUUAUGCGCUCAAUGACGAUAUUGAAUUACAAGGCAGUGGAAAGCACAUUUGAAGAAGUAGCGAAAGAUUAUCGUGGAAUGUGGAUGUCAGCGGUGGAAUUCAUAGAUGCAGAAACGGCACUUGGAGCUGAAGCGGGUCAUAACUUGUUCACUUGCGAAAUUGAUAGAGGAGCAGACAAUGCUGAUGAGAAGCGCAGGCUAGCGGUCUGUUUUGGCUACUGCUUUAGUUUUACACUUGAUCUUGAGUUAUCGAGGUUGUCGAAUUAUGCAGAUAGAAGGAGGCCUUGCGUCGACCCAGGAUGA